This is a messenger RNA of Babjeviella inositovora NRRL Y-12698, 1944 nucleotides long. RefSeq names its product bifunctional aminopeptidase/epoxide hydrolase (gene LKH1). Gene Ontology annotation, cellular component: cytosol. NCBI's taxonomy places the organism in Eukaryota, Fungi, Ascomycota, Pichiomycetes, Serinales. The coding region runs from base 1 to 1944 and encodes 647 amino acids. Gene Ontology annotation, molecular function: aminopeptidase activity; metallopeptidase activity; zinc ion binding. The transcript has a single exon. The record is from RefSeq and is a predicted model, not a curated record. Gene Ontology annotation, biological process: proteolysis.
AUGUUUUCCCAUAUUUCCCCAAAAAUCGCAGAGGUUGUCGUGGCGCACCUCCCUGCAGCCUCGCCAGAGAUCGACCCCUCCACCAACUCCAACUACCUCAGCUUCGACAUCCAGCACACGGCGUUCGACUGGGAUGUUUCCUUCACCACCAAGACGCUUUCUGGGUCCGUUACGCACACGCUUGCCGCCAAGACGGCUGUCAACAGUAUCAGAUUGGACACCUCCUACCUUAACGUCACCGCUGUUUCCGUCAACGGUGCCACUGUUCCGUUCACCAUCGGUGCUAGAACCGAACCGUUGGGCGCCCCGCUCACGGUCCAGUACGCUGCCCAACCGGCGGAAAAGCUUUCCCUCAGAUUGGAGUACGCCACCACUGCUGAGUGCACGGCCUUGCAGUGGCUCGAGCCUGAACAGACCGACGGUGGUGAGUUCCCGUACUUGUUCUCGCAGUGCCAGGCCAUCCACGCGAGAUCGUUGUUUCCGUGCUUCGACACCCCAGCGGUGAAGGUGCCACUUUCCUACAAGAUUGUCUCGCCGUACCCUGUUUUGGCAUCCGGGCUCCGUGUGGAGGCGGGUCUGACCUCUAGCACGCUUGAGUUAGCCGCCGUUGCCAAGUCUGAAUCCUCCGUCUACCACUUCAACCAGCCAAUCCCAGUGCCGUCCUACCUUGUGGCUAUUUCUUCGGGUGACUUGGUCUCGGCCACGAUCGGCCCACGCUCACUUGUCUACUCCGAGCCAUCCACCAUCUCCUCGUGUCAGCACGAGUUCUGUGCUGACACCGAGUCGUUCAUUUCCACGGCCGAGAAGCUCAUCUUCCCGUACGAAUGGUCGCAGUACAACAUCUUGGUGCUUGUGUCAUCCUUCCCAUACGGUGGGAUGGAGAACCCAAACAUCACCUUUGCUACCCCAACGUUGAUUUCCGGCGACAGGCAGAAUGUUGAUGUCAUUGCACACGAGUUGGCCCACUCCUGGUCGGGUAACUUGGUCACCAACGCGUCCUGGGAACACUUCUGGUUGAACGAAGGCUGGACCGUGUACAUUGAGAGAAGAAUCGUGGGUGCGAUCCACGGUGAGGCCCACCGCCACUUCUCUGCCAUCAUCGGCUGGGAGGCGCUUGUCAACUCCAUCAAGUCAAUGGGCGUGUCUGCGAAUAGGUUUUCGACCAUGGUCCAGGACCUCAAGGACGGUACCGACCCAGAUGACUCCUUCUCCUCUGUUCCUUACGAAAAAGGGUUCAACUUGUUGUACCACAUUGAGACCGUUUUGGGCGGCCCACAGGUGUUUGACGCUUUCAUUCCACACUACUUCAACAAGUUUAGCAAGAAAUCGUUGGAUACGUACGAGUUUUUGGACACCUUGUACGAGUUCUUUGCUGAUAAGAGGGACUUGUUGGACACUAUUGACUGGAACACUUGGUUAUACGGCGCCGGGUUGCCACCAAAACCGAAAUUUGACACCACCUUGGUGGACCAGUGCUACGCCUUGGCCGAUAGAUGGACCGCCGCGGCGAAUAGCGCCAAGACCGAAGCUCAGUUGCGCGAGGAGUUCUCGCCUGAGGAUAUCACGGAGUUCUCAGCCAACCAGAAUGUGGUCUUCUUGGACACGUUGUCGUCACAGCAGGCGACCGGAGCUGCCGACUGGGCGAGCGUUCAGGGUCAAUUGGUGUUGCGCACAUUGUCAGGGAUUUAUUCCGAAUACGCCGUUUCGAAAAACGCCGAGGUUGUGUUCCGCUACAGUAGAUUGGCCGUCACCGGGAAGUUGAGCGAGUACUAUCCGACCUUGGCGAAUUGGUUGGGGACCGUCGGGAGAAUGAAGUUUGUCAGACCGGGGUUCAGCUUGUUGAACAGUGUGGACAGAGAGUUGGCGCUCAAGACGUUUGCGAAGUUUGAGGGUGGAUACCAUCCGAUUUGCAAGGGAAUGGUGAAGAAGGAUUUGGGGUUGUGA